This is a messenger RNA of Acanthosepion pharaonis, 1599 nucleotides long. The record is from the annotation of a GenBank genome assembly. NCBI's taxonomy places the organism in Eukaryota, Metazoa, Mollusca, Cephalopoda, Sepiida, Sepiidae.
AUGCUCUCUCUCUCUCUCUCUCUCUCUCUCUCUCUCUCUCUCUCUCACGUUAUUCAACAAAGAAAAAUCGGCAUUUUACACUUUUUUAUUUGUCAUGACACUUAUAUUCUCUCUACCCCCCUCCUCUCUCUCUCUCUCUCUCUCUCUCUCUCUCUCUCUCUCUCUCUCAUCUUCUUUUCCGGAAAUCCUAUUCUUUUUUUCACACUUUCCUAUUCCUCCUCUAUUCCUCCUUUUCCCUUUUCUUAUAUUUCUCUCCCCACCUUCCUUUGUAUCCAUUUGUGUUCUUUUUUCUCCUUUCUUUUAGAUCAUUUAUAUUUGCAACCUCCCAACAUUGCCUCUCUUUCAGGGGAACUCUCGUUUGUUCUGAAUUUAUUGCAUCGAAUGUGCAUCUAUCUAUCUAUCUAUCUAUCUAUCUAUCUAUCUAUCUAUCUAUUUAUCUAUCUAUCUAUCUAUCUGACCGGAAAUGAAGAUAUCUCUCUCUAUCUUUACAUUUCUCUUUAUACUAUUAUUUCUAUUUCGAUGUCUUUCAGUUUCUUUACUCUUUUUCAUUCCUUUCUUUCUGUUUCUAAUUUUCUAUGCUUCUAUUUAUCUCUUUUCCAGGAUGAAGAAUAUGUCUGUCUCUCUGUCUCUCACUCUCUCUGUCUCUCUCUCUGUCUCUCUCUCUAUCUAUCUAUCUCUGUUCUGAACGCUUUGACAUUGGAGGCAAAAACACAGUCUAAUUUGCUUAUUCUCUUUAUAUCACUCUCUCUCUCUCUCUCUCUAUUUAAUUCUUCCUUUUUAUCUUUUCGCCUGUCUUGCAUUUCCUUAUCACCACCUUUCCUCCUCUCAAACUUCACCCUCUCUCUCUCUCUCUCUCUCUCUCUCUCUUUCACUUUCUCUUUCUAUUCCGUUCAAUUUUCUAUCUUUUACCUUUCCUAUCGCAUUCCUUCUUUUUCUCUCACAAUGCGUAAUUUAUUCUCCUUCCCCAUUUCUUUGCUUUUGUUUCUCUUUCUAUCUUUCUUCCCUCUUGUCCGCUAUAUAGUCUUCUUCAACACUAUUUUUUUCUCUUUGCGUAGUUUUUCUACUUCUCUUUAUCUUUUUUUUCUAUUUCUUUCACGCUCCUCGUUCACUAUUAUGCCUUUGCAUUUUCAUCUUUCUGCUUCUUUCGUUCACUCUCUCUCUCUUUUCUUCCUCAUUUCUUCUUUCAACUCUAUUCUUUUCUACUUAUUCUUAUAUCUUUAUUUUAUUUUUCGUUUUUCAUUAUCUUUCUCUUUUGGAUGUAGCUCAGAUAACCAAUUAAACCUUUCAUAUUUUUCUUUCUUCUCUCUCUCUCUCUCUCUCUCUCUCUCUCUCUCUCAUGCACGCGCCGUAACCUUCUUCUCUCUCCUCUCCUCCCCCCUCUCUCCUCCCCCCUCUCUCUCUCUCGCUCUUCCCCUCUUUCUCUCUUCCCUCUCCCUCUCUUUCUUAUUCUGUUUCUUUAACUUAAAUUUUUCUCCAUAUGCAAAUCUGGUCAACUUUAUCAUACCUCCCUUUCUUUAUUUCUGUCUACUUAUAACACUCACUUCAUACCUCUCUUCGUUUGUCCCUAUCUCAUCCGUUUGCCCAUAUCUAUUUAUCUAG